This is a messenger RNA of Bombina bombina (fire-bellied toad), 2458 nucleotides long. RefSeq names its product calpain 9 (gene CAPN9). Gene Ontology annotation, cellular component: cytoplasm. The transcript has 20 exons. Gene Ontology annotation, biological process: proteolysis. Gene Ontology annotation, molecular function: calcium-dependent cysteine-type endopeptidase activity; calcium ion binding. Lineage: Eukaryota; Metazoa; Chordata; Amphibia; Anura; Bombinatoridae. Bases 129 to 2198 code for a protein of 689 amino acids. The record is from RefSeq and is a predicted model, not a curated record.
GUGAUUUUUGUGGGUGUGUUGCUGAGUGUUUUUUUUUUUCCGUUUUGUUCAUUUCGCUUUAACAGUUCAACUAUUGUAGCUUCCACUCUACACGCUGACACAAGUUACCUUUACUAAUAAGAAAAAGGAUGCCUUACAUCUAUAAAGAACCAAAGCAACAGCCCAGCGUUCCGGAGGAAGCUCGGUGUAUCCAUUCAUCUGGAAAAAGCUAUGAGGAACUCAGACGUGAGUGUCUCAAAAAGGGCACUCUUUUUGAAGACCCUGACUUCCCUGCAAAUGAUGCCUCUCUUUUCUAUAGUGAAAAGCCAAAUAUCCCUUUUGAAUGGAAAAGGCCAAAGGAAAUUGUAAAAGACCCUGAAUUCAUACUGGGAGGUGCAUCAAGAACAGAUGUGUGUCAAGGUGACCUAGGAGAUUGUUGGCUUUUAGCUGCUACUGCUUCCCUUACUUUGAAUGAAAAGGUCCUGAAUAGAGUGGUGCCACCUGAUCAAAACUUUGGUUCUGGAUAUGCGGGUAUUUUUCAUUUUCAGUUUUGGCAGCAUAAUGAGUGGGUCGAUGUUGUAAUUGAUGAUCGACUUCCCACCUUCAGAAAUCGUCUAGUGUUUCUGCACUCAGCUGAUCUCAAUGAAUUUUGGAGUGCAUUAAUGGAAAAAGCGUAUGCGAAGCUAAAUGGGAGCUAUGAGGCUUUAAAAGGUGGCAGCACAAUAGAAGCUAUGGAAGACUUCACUGGAGGUGUUGCAGAAACAUAUGAAACCAAAAGUGCCCCUGAUAAUUUUUAUGAUAUAAUGGACAAGGCUCUUAAAAGAGGAUCAAUGUUGGGCUGUUCUAUUGAUAUCACAAGUUCUGCUGAAACAGAGGCUAAAACCCCACAAGGACUUGUAAAAGGACAUGCAUAUUCAAUAACUGGUCUGGAUGUUGUAAAUUUCAGAGGUCAAAAAGUAAAGCUCAUCAGAGUAAGAAACCCUUGGGGGCAGGUUGAAUGGAAUGGACCCUGGAGUGACAAUUCUUCGGAAUGGAACUUCAUUGAUGCAGCAGAGAAAAACCGCCUUUGUCAGAAAUCUCUUGAUGAUGGUGAAUUCUGGAUGAAGAUUGAAGAUUUCAAAAGAUACUUUGACAAAGUUGAAAUUUGUAACCUCACUCCUGAUGCACUAGACAACGAUACUUUACAUAAGUGGGAAGUGAUGGUUCAUGAAGGAAGCUGGGUCCGAGGAUCCACUGCUGGUGGCUGCAGAAACUUUUUAGAAACUUUCUGGACAAAUCCACAAAUCAAACUGAUCCUGAAAGAAAAAGAUGAAGGUCAAAACGAAUGCACUUUUAUAGCCGCACUCAUGCAGAAAAAUAGACGCAAGUUAAGAAAAGUGGGAGCAGAUCUGCUUACUAUAGGAUAUGCUAUUUAUCAGUGUCCAGGAACUGAAUCACAGUUGAAAAAGGAAUUCUUCAAAUUUAACCCAUCAAAGGCACGAAGCAAAACUUAUAUUAAUUUAAGAGAGAUUUCUCAAAGAUUCAAACUUCCACCAGGAGAAUAUAUGUUGGUUCCUACAACAUUUGAACCUCACCAGGAAGCAGAUUUUUGCCUGAGAAUAUUUUCAGAGAACAAAGCCAAAAUUGAGGAACUAGAUGGAAAUAUAAUCGUUGAUCUUCCUGAUCCACCUAAACCAACUCCUCCUCAAAAAGAAACUGAAGAGGAAAGACAGUUUCGCAGCUUAUUUGAGCAAAUUUCUGGAGAGGACAUGGAGGUGAGUCCAGAAGAAUUACAAUACAUCCUGAAUGCAGUUCUAAGAAGAACAAAGAAUAUCAAGUUCAAGGAAAUAAGUCUUCUGUCCUGCUCAAACAUAAUUUCACUCAUGGACUCUAGCGGAAAUGGAAAGCUCGAAUUUGACGAGUUUAAGGUUUUCUGGGACAAGUUAAAAAAUUGGAUUGGAAUCUUCCUUCAAUUUGACACAGACAAGUCAGGCACAAUGUCUUCAUAUGAGCUUCGACUUGCUUUGAAAGCUGCAGGUUUUCAACUUAAUAACAUUGUAUUGCAACUUGUGGUCCUGAGAUAUGCCGAUGAUAGUUAUCAGAUAGAGUUCGAUGACUUCCUAAAUUGUUUGAUUCGCCUGGAAAAUUCCAGCAGGGUGUUUCAAACACUUAAAAGAGAUGCUUCUGACAAAAUCGUCCUAAAUCAGGCUGAGUUUAUCUGUCUCGCCAUGAACAUUUAAAGAAAAAUAUGGAUCAGCAUAAUCUUGCACACUGGGAACUAAAGUUUUUCGGCCCGUAGCUCCUAAAUUGUGAUUUCUUUGUUUAAUAAAACGUAUUUGUGGGAUUUAUUUGGAAUUUGUGGUAGUACAUUUUCUUUAGUGUUACACAAUUUCAUUUAUUGAUUCUAAAAGAAAAUGGAAAAAUGGACGUGUUAUGAUUUUAAUUCUUGUUCAUAUAUUUGUGUUAAUGGAUGAAAAUAAAUGUUGCUUUUAACAUUUUA